This is a messenger RNA of Peniophora sp. CBMAI 1063, 267 nucleotides long. Lineage: Eukaryota; Fungi; Basidiomycota; Agaricomycetes; Russulales; Peniophoraceae. The record is from the annotation of a GenBank genome assembly.
AUGCACCCUGCUGCUAUCCUCCCCACACCUAUGUCCUCCGCGACACCUUGCUCGACCUUGAGCUGUUGCUCGGGUGACGGCGCGUCCGCGACCCAUGCGCAGACCCCUUCUGCGCACGGUCGGCUCGGCCUCCCGGUCGCGGCCCGCGUCGUCGGCGAGCGAGCUUACUCUCCCUCGUUGAUGCGAGACCUGCUGCAUCCCGCCGGAUGCUGCAUCGGCGCAUCAACGACGCGCUCGUCGCCCUCCGUGGUGUCGCUGGUCGCCUGA